This is a messenger RNA of Fimicolochytrium jonesii, 1509 nucleotides long. RefSeq lists its product as uncharacterized. The coding region runs from base 173 to 1144 and encodes 323 amino acids. NCBI's taxonomy places the organism in Eukaryota, Fungi, Chytridiomycota, Chytridiomycetes, Spizellomycetales, Powellomycetaceae. The record is from RefSeq and is a predicted model, not a curated record. The transcript has a single exon.
UUCGGCGCCGUGGCAGAAUGGCGCAGUUUUCCACUACCUUUCUCCAGAUUGUCAAUAUUAGCUCCGGCCGUUUGCUCGCGAACCACAUUGGGCAACCUAACCCUAACCAAAGCUCAACUUGAAGCAAACAGCAGUCGGGAGUGCCCACGGACAACUGGCACUCUCGACGAGCAUGAAAGGGACUCUGUCGGCCAGAAACUACAUUAAAUACAAAGUCCACUCGCAAGACCCGCACUUCACCACACUGCACGGACACAUGUCCUCGAUCGACAUGGAGACCAACACACAGAUGUCCAACAUUGAAGUGGGAGAGCACGCGAGCGGUGAACUGUCAGCAACCCGCUCGCAACGACGCAAACGAGAAGCUCCUCAUGCCAUUGUUCACAGCGUCACUCUCCAAAUUCAGCAUACUCACGCCACCACGUUGCCAAGCCAGACCAGUACACUGAACACCUACGAACAACUUACGGCAGAGGAGUUUUCUGCAGCAGCCAACGUCGGUGCAGAGCUGAUUGCUCAGGCCAACUCCCACUUUGUUGCGUUGACAUACAUCCUCGAACGGUUGACGAGAACCUACCCCCUUCUCACAUCAGGAGAAUGUGGGUCUGUAACGCCCCAGAUUGCCUCUCUACUUCACGAGUCGAACACGGCACAAACCUCUUCCAGCGAUAUUGGCAACGGGGACAUUGAAGGCAACCCGCGGACGGGUUGGGAACCUCUAGUCCUGCUGCUGCAGACCCAACCAUCCGCGUCCAAUUCAGAGGGGGAAACCCAGGUCUUCAGGCAGAUCAUGGAGAUUCAUGCACUUGGGUUCUGCGAUAUGGUCAGCGACAGAAUUCUUAUUGGGGCACUAUGGAAGCGAAACCAGGUCUUGGGAACUCUGCAGCCGACGCAUUUAGAAACGUCGAAUGCCAUCCAGCACCUUCUUUCAGCCAACCGUCGAAUCUACGCACUCUCCCUACGCCACCGCAAGUUUGGUGUCCUCUGUUUUGACAAUGAUGAUGAAGAGAACACAACCUGGACGGCAAUGUGUGAGCAGCUAGGAGAUCUGCCCACCAAACGGUGCAUCCGAUCCACAUCUACGUCAAUCAUACCUAUCUUUUCAAAGGCGAAGCGAAACCUUUACCGCAUGCACGUGGAUUGAUGCACAACAAACGACCUCUUCCCGCUUUCGGUGGCCUUUCUAUCGCAAACUCCUCAGUUUGAUCAUCUCUCGCAAACUUCUCGGGCACUUGUGUGCACGACGGUAGAGUCUGUCGCCUGCACACUCAUCCCGUGGCUUCCACACAUGACACGCCAGGCUGGGAAUGAGUCCCAGUCCGAUGGCACAUCCAACCGACGCAGAUCACAUCAGCGGCAUCGCAAUCUUAGAGUAGGAUUCUACGCCAAUUUGCUAGAGGAUGUAGUGGAGAAUAUGGAUGUGAUUGACCUCGACAUCACAUCCCAAUCACUCCCCUGGGAGGUGCGACCAGUUAGCGUAGCUUCCGUGCGCCUUGUCUUGGAUCAACC